Messenger RNA from Symbiodinium necroappetens, 1245 nucleotides. Lineage: Eukaryota; Dinophyceae; Suessiales; Symbiodiniaceae. The record is from the annotation of a GenBank genome assembly.
AUGAGCCUGAGCCCUCCAUUCGUUGAGGAGCUCAUCCCCUACGACCCGGAUGAAUUUGAUUUCGUGUCAAACGUUCAGGACAUACUGGAGCCUCCAGAGGCACACAUCGGAGACCUGGAGCAAGCAGAGGGGGAGGGUGCGCUCGCGGCCCUGGGCCAGAUUCAUCGAUGGUUUCCACACAGCGGCAAGAGACGGCCACGCAUGCGCUGCCAACUUGUGCACGCUGACUUCAUAGAAACCUAUCAUCGCUUCGUUCGCACGGUCGUGAGAUCGAAUCUCGAGGAGGCGGUCGUCCUUUUCGAGCGUUGCCCGAAUCUGCGAAUCCAAUUAGCUGGUGAAAAAUCCUUAACGGCUCCUCACAGGGACAAAGACCAUCACCAUUCAGAGGCUGAGCUGAACUUCUGGGUUCCCCUAACGAGGUGCUUUGGUGGUGCAAGCCUCUGGGUCGAGUCUAUGCCGGGGAAAGGCGAUUUCCAUGCUCUGACUGUCGAGCCGGGCAUGGCAGCGCGCUUUUAUGGAAACCAGUGCUUGCAUUUCACCAAAGACAACGACACAGACCUCACCCGAGUCUCGUUCGACUUUCGGGUGGUGCGACUUCGGGACCUGGGCUGGUCACAAAUACCUCACCCGGGAUCUCCAGAAGCAGCGCGAUGGAUGAUUUUUUCGUACUAUGAUGUCAUGGGUGCCCACGGUCAUGUUCUCAGCCCGCAGGAGUGGGCCAGCCAAGUGGCACCGUGCCUGCCCGAUCUGUCAACAACCGCUGGAAAUCAAUAUCACCAGCCACCUCGGCCAAGCAGCUGCCGCCAGCGCUCGCGGUCGCCAGAGCACCUCAAAAAAUGCGAGGCAAAGUGGGGAUCUGCGAGACAAGCGAGGAAAAACUGCGCGCGCUGUGGCUGGCUGGCCAACCGGGCACAGCUUGAACAAGUUCUUUGCUACAUGGAUUCCAGUGGCAUCACAAGGCCGUGGGUUGCGGAGAAUCCGGACAGCUACCAACCGUGGGGUCUGGGAUGUCUCCUCUGUCAUCGAGCCUUCCUGGCGGGGCCGAAGGACGAAAGUACUCCCUGGCCUUCUAAAUCCGCUUUCACAGACUUCACGUAUGGGCUUGGAAUGCCAGGGCUCCUGCAGCAGCCCCUGUAUCGGCAUGGCAAUCAUGCCCGGCUCCAGGCCGCUGGUCGCAGUCAAACACAGCUGGUGCUUCCGCAGAACCCGGAGCAUGCAGCCGCAGCCCAGACUUUACGAUGUUGA